CUUAUAGUUGAGUCUUAUAUUUCAUGGCUAAUAUUUAAACUAGUGUACAUUUCAUGUUUGUUGCUACUAGAUUGUCGGUGUACAUUGUUUGUGUUACAAAAAGAUAUUAUUUCGUGUGUCGAUAUACAUAAAUCUUCAAAUCGUAUAUUACUGGUUCUUAUGAGUAUAUGUGUGUACAGAGCAUAUAAUUUCUGACACUCUUAACCUAAAGUAUGUUUAUGUUUUCACUUUUAUUGAAUACAUAUUAAUUUUUACAGUGCCUAGAAUAAAGACUGCACAAAAGUUCAUAGAACAAGACGGAGGUAUAAUUUUAUUACUUAUUUUUGAAGAUAAUAUUUGCAGAAUUGAACAGACGAUAUUAGGUUCACAACAAUGGUAGUAGCAAUUUAAAUAUAAUGAUUAAAAACAGCAGUAAACACAAUUUGUACAUCAUAGUUUUCAUAGUAUUUCUCUAAAUCUAUUUCUUUCUUUAUUCUUGGUUGUAUGUUUUCUAUCAAGAAUAUUAUCUUAUUUAUGUACUAUAUUGCUACAAUUGCACUUAAUGCUGCUUCAUUUAAUGUUUUAUGUAUUAGAAGAAAGGCUAAUAAGUCUGCAAGAAAUAUCUUCAAAAAUAUGUUUUGAAAAAUUGCCGAAUAAAGCUCAGAAUUGCUGUAAUCAUUGUCAAUAAUCUAAUUGUGAAUCAAGGUAUUAUUGUACCUUUGUGUAGUUCAGAAGAAUGUAUCAGGAAAAUUUUUAUCACUUCAGCACUAAUAAUAUCUUUAACUUAUGCUUGAAUGCGAUUCGAUUUAUUAGGUACCAAUUUAUAUUCUAUAUUUUAACAGGAAUGUUUAAAGACUGCAGCUUGGAAAAUUCAAUCGAAGACAGUACAUGGUUGACGUUUAAACGUAGUCCAUGUAAUAUUGUAUUGGAAAAUAAGUCAAAUAGAAUAUUGACAAUGGGAGUGAAAAAGCAAACUUCCCAAAUAUUACACGCAAAAGAUACAGAAAAUCUGUCUCUACUAGGAAAUUACCUGACAAUUUUGCCCAACAGAUUUUCUCAAUGUUUAACAAAUUUAGUUCAUCUUGACUUAUCCAACAGCAGAUUAAAUGACCUACCAAACGCUCUAAAUGUUCUACGGCAACUAGUUUACUUAAACAUUGAUUCUAAUCGAUUUUGCUUUAUUCCAAACAUCGUUAGCGAAUUAACUAGUUUAAAAACUUUAACAGCUUGCAAUAAUUAUAUAAAAGAUGUCCCAAAUAAUUUAGAGAAUUUAACGAAUUUAGGAAAGUUGGAUCUCAGUUCUAAUAAAUUAAGAGACUUGCCAUGUUCAUAUUUGCAUUUAAAUCAGCUGAAAAGUCUUUCUCUUGCAAAUAAUCGAUUUAAAAUAAUUCCAAGCAGCGUUGAAAGUGGAAUGCAUAAUUUGCAAGAGUUUACAUUCUCUCGGAAUUCUUGCUCAGAGAUAAAUGUUUCUCCAAAGAGCAUUAAGUUGACUACAUUUUAUGCUGAACAAAAUGGCACUUGUCCAUCGUUCCCUAGGUGGAUAUUAAAUUCUAGGUACAAGAAUCUGGACACGGUGUCCUUGAAUAAUACAGUCUUUCAAACGUUCGAUUUGCCAGAAGAACAAGCUACAUUGAACAUCAAAGUGCUUUCUAUGAAACAAUGCCAAUUAUUCGAGACAAACGUAGAAAAAUUAGUUGCUAGAAUGAUACAUCUUGAACGAUUAAUAAUCGGAAAUAGUAGCUUCCAUAAUGGAAAUAGUUUUUGGUUUAUGCCAAUAAACUCGUUGAAAGAGCCAUCCAAUCUGAAAGAAAUCGAUGUGAGCGGAACACAGAUUCCACAAGUACCUAAAGAAAUGAUUAAUUUCGUUAAUUUAACUGUACUAAAUAUUAGUUCUAAUAAUAUUAGUUACAUACCAGAAGAAAUUUGUUCCUUGAUCAAAUUGAAAUGUUUGAUAAUAGAUAAGAAUAAUUUGACCACGCUUCCAAAGAAUAUUGAAAGACUAAUAUCGUUAAAUGAAUUGAAAGCAUGUCAGAAUCAUUUAUGCGAGUUGCCGGAUACUUUGGAAACUCUGAACAGUUUACAAUAUAUUGAUCUCUACGACAAUGAAUUUGAAACUGUACCAGAAGUUUUAAAGAAAUUGCCAGGCUUGAUAGGGCUGGAUCUUGAACAAAACUAUUUUCUGACCAACGAUUUAUUGUGUGGUCGAUACGAAAUUAUGAGAGCCAAUUUGAGGGAUCAUUGGAAAACCAGCUACAGAAUACUCAAUGGAAUCAAGAUAAAGUCACCUGAAGCAUUAGAAGAAGUAUUAUCUGAAAGGACAUGGCCAAUUUCAUCAUUGUCAUCAUCAUUGACAGACCUCUCGCUAGAUAAUUCCUGCAAGGAGGGAGGCUCGUGUUCAUCAGCCGAUUCUGGACAUAUGCAUUGGGAUACCUCGGAGGAUUCCGCCGAUGACUUUGAUCCUAAUGAAGGAAGAGAACCAAAGAUUCGUACCUACCCGCCAUUUACAUUUUACCGUCCAUUCCAACGGAUCUACUGUCCCGCGGAUCGUCACCCAAAGCGAGUGAAAUUGAAAAUUUUAAAAAUGUUACAGGAAGGAACUCUAGUGUGGCAAACGAAUUACGCGGAAGGCCAGUUCGACGAUCCUUAAGUACUUAUUACAGUUUAUCGCGUUUACAAUAUUAUCAUAAUAUUUCAAUUGAAGAUUCUCCAUUUACGACUUAAUCUUUCCGAGAAGGAAAUGCAUAUUUGACAAAAUAUUAUUAUUAUGAUAAUAUUAUUAUUUUUCAUAUUAUUUAUUUAUCGCUCAUCUGGGAGUAAUUUGAUUAACUUAAGUGUUUGAUUAAGAGUGAUUUUUUUCUACUUUCAUCGAGCAGUGAUAUUACACUAUAGAUAUACAUAGAUAUACACUAUAUAUAUAUUGACCGCAAUAAUUGCACUUCGGUCAAUCGAAUAGACUGAAUGGUUCAAUGCCGUAUCCAGUUCCUAAAACUUCAAUUUAUUUUGAUCGUUUGUAAUAUUUUACCCAUUGUCAUCGACGAUGCGAAACAUUAAUCUAUUUACUGCUUAAAGUUGUUCAAAGAUUAACUAGGUAUUAAAAAGAGGAAUUAAACUGCCAAAGUUUAGAAUAAAAAUUACUCGUUUUAUCAA
Messenger RNA from Megalopta genalis, 3126 nucleotides. RefSeq lists its product as uncharacterized. Lineage: Eukaryota; Metazoa; Arthropoda; Insecta; Hymenoptera; Halictidae. Gene Ontology annotation, molecular function: protein binding. The record is from RefSeq and is a predicted model, not a curated record. Gene Ontology annotation, cellular component: cytoplasm.